Messenger RNA from Pyrus x bretschneideri (Chinese white pear), 1155 nucleotides. Its product is annotated as disease resistance protein RPV1-like. The transcript has 5 exons. The coding region runs from base 1 to 1155 and encodes 384 amino acids. Lineage: Eukaryota; Viridiplantae; Streptophyta; Magnoliopsida; Rosales; Rosaceae. The record is from RefSeq and is a predicted model, not a curated record.
AUGCCAACAAAGCAAUGUGUAAGAAACCAAUGGGAUAAGGCUGCCUACAACUUAAAAGUCUUCCAAGUAGCGUCUCCCAACUCAAGUCCCUUAGAUGUGUUACUCUCUCGCUGCAAAAAUCUUGAGAAGUUUCCAGAAAUUUCAGUAGCUAUGAAGCAGCCUUCAGAGCUUUAUAUGGAUGAGACUGCAAUUGAAGAAUUGCCGACGUCGAUAAAACAUCUUCCGGGGCUCGAAACUUUGAGCCUAAAAGGAUGCUCGAAGCUUAAAAUACUGCCAUGCAAUGGGACCGCAAUUAUGGAACUACCCUCGUCAAUUGAUCUUUCCGGGCUGAGUACUUUGAAGCUAAAUGGUUGUCUUGGGCUUCAAGGUCUUCCAAGCAGCAUCUGCCAACUCAAGUCUCUUAGAGAUGUUUCUCUUUCUGGCUGCUCAAGUUUUGAGAAGUUUCCUGAGAUUUCAAAAGUUACAGAAGGAAGGCAAUCUUUGAACCUAGAAGGUUGCCGAGGCCUUAAAAGUCUUCCAUGCAGCAUCUGGGAACUCAAGUGCCUUAGAGAUGUCAAUCUUUCUCGUUGCUCAAAUUUUCAGAAGUUUCCAGAGAUUUCAAUGGUUGUGAAGGGGUUAUCGAGUCUUUGUUUGGAUGAGACUGCAAUUGAAGAAUUGCCUUCGUCGAUAAAACAUCUUACUGGGCUGAGUACUUUGAAUCUCAGAGUUUCCAGAGAUAUCAGAAGCUACGAAGGUGCUUACGUACCUUCUUUAGAUAGGACUGCAAUAAGAGAACUGGCGUCGUCAAUUGAAAAUCUUAGGUCUGUUUCUUUGAACCUUAAGGACUGCAGAGAACUUAAGAGUCUUCUAAGCAGCAUAUGUCAACUCAAGUCCCUCAAAUAUGGCACUCUUUCUGGUUGUCCAAAGCUUGAGGUGCUUCCAAUUUCCAAGUAUUCAGAAGUUAUGAAGGAGAGCAAUCAGUGCUCCACCAAAUAUGUGACUGCAACUAAGUUUGGUCAGUUGGUUGUUGCUUCAGAUCUGAUUUUCUAUCAACCUGUUGAUGGAGUUGUGGUUGAUGGAGUUAAUGUGUUGUUGAUACCUUUGGGGCUGGAUUGUCUAUUUCUGGGAAAGUUUGGCUGUAGCUGCUUACGGGGCUAUGGAGAUGGGUUAUUGUAG